AUGCGUGAGGCAAUCUGCAUCCACAUCGGUCAGGGCGGCGUGCAGAUCGGCAAUGCUUGCUGGGAGCUCUUCUGCCUCGAGCACGGCAUCCAGCCGGACGGCCAGAUGCCAUCCGACAAGACGAUUGGUGGAGGAGAUGACGCAUUUAAUACCUUCUUCAGUGAGACCGGGGCGGGCAAGCACGUGCCACGUUGCGUGAUGGUGGAUUUGGAACCGACAGUCGUGGAUGAGGUCCGCACAGGCACAUAUCGCCAGCUUUUCCACCCGGAACAGCUCAUUUCCGGAAAGGAAGAUGCAGCAAAUAAUUUCGCUCGUGGACAUUACACCAUUGGCAAAGAGAUUGUGGACCUGGUCUUGGACCGCAUCAGGAAGCUUGCUGACAACUGCACAGGACUGCAAGGAUUCUGCGUCUACAACGCAUGCGGCGGCGGAACAGGAUCCGGUCUUGGCUGCCUCAUGCUUGAGAGGCUGUCCGUGGAUUAUGGCAAGAAGAGCAAGAUUUCCUUCACCGUGUGGUGCUGCCCUCAGGUGGCCACUGCAGUGGUCGAGCCCUACAACACAGUCUUGUGCGUCCACUCACUCCUGGAGCACACCGAUGUGACCAUCAUGUACGACAACGAGGCUUUGUAUGAUAUUUGCCGCAGGAACCUGGACAUCGAGCGACCCACGUACACCAACCUGAACCGCCUCAUCGCUCAGAUCAUUUCAAGCUUGACCGCCUCGCUGACCUUGCUAUGCCUUUGCAGCUGCAACAGUUUGGAAGCUAGGGCUUUCCUGGAUGGCGGCGACGUCGUGCCGAAGGAUGUGAACGCGGCAGUGGCUACCAUCAAGACCAAGCGUACCAUCCAGUUUGUGGACUGGUGCCCCACCGGCUUCAAGUGCGGCAUCAACUACCAGCC
Symbiodinium sp. CCMP2456 is the source of this 899-nucleotide messenger RNA. NCBI's taxonomy places the organism in Eukaryota, Dinophyceae, Suessiales, Symbiodiniaceae. The record is from the annotation of a GenBank genome assembly.